Messenger RNA from Prionailurus viverrinus (fishing cat), 4889 nucleotides. Its product is annotated as zinc finger and SCAN domain-containing protein 31-like. The record is from RefSeq and is a predicted model, not a curated record. The transcript is spliced from 4 exons. Lineage: Eukaryota; Metazoa; Chordata; Mammalia; Carnivora; Felidae. Gene Ontology annotation, biological process: regulation of transcription by RNA polymerase II. Gene Ontology annotation, molecular function: DNA-binding transcription factor activity, RNA polymerase II-specific; RNA polymerase II cis-regulatory region sequence-specific DNA binding. The coding region runs from base 1115 to 2602 and encodes 495 amino acids.
GCCCCGCAACAUCCCGGCUCGCCGGCUCCCCGCCUCAGCGUCGGGAGUGGUCGCCGCCGCCGCAGGCGUGCGCGGACGGUCGGGGGCCGCCGGAAGCGACGCCGGCCGGGUGGGAUUCGCGGGCGCACAUCUGCCGGCGGCACGGCCGCCUUCCCCCGGCCCGGUUAAGACUCGCGUCCGGAGAGCGCCGUACCGCGACCGGGGACUCCCAGGUCGGCAAGGGGGGGUAGGGAAGAGUCCCCCUGCCCGGCAGGGUCUGUGAGGACCACCCUGGCCGGAGGGGACCGCUGCGGUUGCUCGUGGACGCGGUGCCGGCGGGGCCGGGCGGCCGGGUGACGGGAAAGGUGUUUGCGGUCCGGCUGCUCAGCUCCCCGCGGGAUCUUCCUCUUCGGAAGGUGUCAACUCCUAGAAGUCCCUGUGUCCUUUAUUCUGAAUGAUCCCUACAACGGAGAACCCCCAAAAUCCAUCGUUAGGGCGGGGGAGGUGGGAAGGGUGUAAAGGAUGCCCAGUGGGGCAGGUGUUCUGCAGGCGACAGACGGCCUCCUUGUGGGCCUGAGCCCUGUGCCCAGAGAGCGGGGCGGGGCUGCGCGGGGCGGGGCUCCCGAGAGAGGACCCGCUCACCGCCCGGACUGCGGCCCUCACCGAGGACUCACCGGGGGCCAGGCUCCGAGUUACUGCCGGCCGUACGCGCUCCAAACCCCCCUACCCACGUUGUCCUGUUGUUACCGGGCCGUGGUUGUGUAAGAUGUUAACUAGGGGAAGCUGGGUGAAGGUGCAGGGACUUUUCUGUUCCAUUUUGGGAAAUUUUCUUUAAAGGUAUUCCAAAAUAAUACGUUAAAAAAAAGGUAAGAUAUGUUUACAGAGGGCGAAAUACAGGUUUAGAGAGAUUAAGCCAUACGCAUAAGAGAACACGACAGGAUUCAAGCCCAGGUCCUUCACCACUGCCCACCGUGCCCGUGAAUUAGUCCACGUUCGCUUAAACGCACAGGCCCUACCACCACGUGGAAAACAAACCAUCUGCACCCACACAGCCUACUGCCUGCGUUAAGGAGUGUGUCCUGAAAGGUAACACACUUGUUGCCCCCACCCCCCACCCCCGACCAUCGGAGCUGGAAUGGCUGGAGUACUCCUCCCAUGGCCUCCUGAGGAGUCAGAGGGACUCUUCGGAGUAAACAACAAAAAAUGGCCUGCCAAGGUUCAGGCGACUGGCCCACAGUGGAGCAGCCCAAACCACCAGGAGGUAUUCCGCCAGCGCUUCCGACAGUUCUGCUACAAGGAGACCCCUGGGCCCCGUGAGGCCUUGAGCCAGCUCUGGGUGUUGUGCUGUGAGUGGUUAAGGCCUGAGAUACGCACCAAGGAGCAGAUGUUGGACUUGGUGGUGCUGGAGCAGUUCCUGACCAUCCUGCCUGAGGAGCUCCAGGCCUGGGUGCGGGAGCAUCACCCGGAGAGCGGGGAGCAGGCCGUGGCUGUGCUGGAGGAUCUGGAGAAGGAACUGGAUGAACCAGGCCAGCAGGUUUCAACCCAGACCUGUGCACAGGAAGUGCUUUCUGAGACAUCGGUGCCUCUGGAUCCAGCUAAGGAAGCAACAUAUCUCCAGCCUCAACCCAUGGAGAUCCAGCUUAAGGGUGAAUCUCAGGACCCUCAACACCAACAGGACUGUGAUGACGUAAUCGGAAUUGAGAAAGGAGAAUCGAUUCAAAAGCAGGAGGUUACCGUAGAUACAGAGUCUCCAAAAAAGUCACCCGGCCAAAUCAACGGAAAAGUCCCUCAUUGUGAAGAAACCCAAGAACAUGAAGGACAGCCAAAGAGAUAUCAGAGAAAUUCUUCAACCGAGAGAAGAUAUAAGUGUGACGAGUGUGGGAGAAGAUUCACUCAAAACUCAAGCCUCAUUAGACAUAAGAGAAUCCACACUGGAGACAGACCCUAUUCAUGUAACGUGUGCGGCAAAACCUUCAUCCAGAGUUCCCAACUUAUUGACCAUCAGAGAAUACAUAACCGAUUAAAACCGUAUCAGUGUGAUGAGUGUGGAAAAGCCUUUUAUUACAGUUCACACCUUGUUCAGCAUCAAAGGACCCACACUGGAGAAAAACCUUUCCAGUGCGGUGAGUGUGGGAAAGCCUUUCACUACAGCUCCGGCCUCGUUCGGCACCAGAGGACCCACACGGGAGAGAAGCCCUACCAGUGUCACGUCUGUGGAAAGGCUUUCUGUCUGAGCUCGCACCUGAUUCAGCACCAGCGCGUGCACACUGGGGAGAAGCCGUACCAGUGCAGCGAGUGUGGGAAAAGCUUCAGCCAGAGCUCAGGCCUCUUCCAUCACCACAGGAUCCACAGUGGGGAGAAGCCGUAUGAAUGUGAUGAGUGUGGAAAGGCCUUCAGUCACAGCUCAGCCCUGGUUGGGCACCAGCGAAUCCACAGUGGAGAGAGGCCCUAUGAGUGUGACGUGUGCGGGAAGGCGUUCAGUUAUAGCUCCCAUCUUCUGGGACAUCGAAGGAUCCACACUGGGGAGAAGCCCUAUGAGUGUGACGUGUGUGGGAAAGCUUUCCGGCGGAGCUCGCACCUCCUGGUACAUCAGCGAAUCCACAUUGUAGAGAAGCCCUGGUGAUGUCAGCAAUGGUGCAGAAUUAUCCAUCCGCACUUUCCUGCAGAACGUCAGACAGGGGCGUCUCCGUGAUGGAGAAGUAGGGAAUUCUGUGAUCACUAUUGCUGUUUCCGCUGUCAUCUGAAAAUACUUCUGGAGGCUGAAAGAGGCAAUCACCUGACAGCUUGCCAAACAAGCAUGUCGUCUGAUGACCUGGGACCUUGGAGGGGCUCGUUCCACAGCCUCAGACUUUCCUCCUCGAAGCAGGGGCUCAGGAGAUCUCUGUAAUCCGUUAGAUAUGUCCCCAGGGUGGUAGAGAUGCUGCUAUUCCCUCCCCUGCCUCCUUUCCUCCCUAUUUUCUUUGGAGUCGGAGUGAUGAUCUUAUCUGAAGUGUGAGUUGAGAGUUACUUGAUUUACAUUUUUAAAAAUCCUGAAUUUUUGGUUAGCUUGAUAAAAGACCUCAGCCUCUCGGUUGUCUACACUAAAAACAUAAAUACAAAAACCACUUUGUAAUUUGGGAUAAACAUUUGGGUGGGUAGGAAGGUUCCAUGGGAUGGAGCAGGAGGGUUGAUCACACACAUCCGGUGACCUUUCAUCUUCCACCAGAGAUGUCAAACAGGCCAGGGCGAUGUAUUUGGCCUGCAUGUGCGUUUUUCCCACAUAGUAUGUUUUGUGAUAACAUGAAAUUAUUUCAACUUUUAAAAAUCUGGAGAUUUCACAUCGAAUCUGACUUUCCAGAUUCUCUUACAAAAACGCAUGAUGUGGCAAUACUAGAUGCCACCUUCCCACGAGGCAGGAGUUGACCGGAGCAGAUUAUCACCCACUGCGGAUGGACACAGUCCACUACCACACAGCGACCUGUGCUCCCUGACCACCCCCUGCUCCCCUUACCUGUGUGAGCCCUGCCCUGCUCUCCGGGCUUCUCAGGACCACCUUGCCACCAAAACACUGCACUUUAGCUUUAGGCGCUGGCCCCCAAGAAGAUUUUCUCUGAAGAAAAGGCUUUCUGCUAACAAAAGCUUGAAGAUUUACUAUAAAAGAUUUAAGGAGCACCUGGGUGGCUUAGUUAGACAUCUGACUCCUGAUCUCUGAUCAGGUCUUGAUCUCAGGGGAGGGAGUUCAAGCCCCUUCUUGGGCACUGCGCUGGGCAUGAAGCCUACCUAAAUAAAUAAAUUUAAAAAUGUAUACUUGAGCACCUGAAGGUAGAGGAAAGCCACGGUAAAAUUUUCCUUAGAUAGAAUGUACAGGUACUUAUUGAAAGUCAACUGUGAUGGCUUCUAGCCAGACCUGUGGAGACUAGUUCUUCCUGUGAGAUGAAAACAGCAUGCUGAUGGGAUCAACACUAAUGUUGGAGUGAACAGGCUCAGGGCCCAAAGCAGAGGUGCAGCUGAGGGAGAGAAGCGCAAGAUCUGAAGCCACAGGGGCGGCAAGGCCGUGGAAUGAGGCCCAAAUGCGAGAGUGGGGAGAGGAUGAGGCCCAAAUGGGAGAGUGGGAAGAAAAAGCUACGAAUAAGGGAGGGUCAGGGAUGAACAGGAAAAGAGAAAGGUGAGAGACACAAGAAAAACCAACCGCAAACAGGAAGUGGAAGCAAAGGCAGUGAAAACGUGGAAGACCUGGAGGCUGAAGCCCUCAGUAUUAAUCCACCCUUCAUUUCUAUGCCUUGGAGGUCAAAUCCCUGAUAAUGAAAGACCCGUACCCAAUCUCAGCUCACUGCGGUUUGUACCACGACCCGGGCCCUGUGUGGGCCUCUGGGUGAUGGGACACAGGACCCCUGUGUCCUAUGGAAAAGCCAUGUUCUACGGCUUCUUAGCAAAGCCAGCCAAGCAGAAGGACUCUCCCCAGGAGAAGGAAGACAUUCUUGGCCUCCCUGGGAAGCGGGUGAUUUGCCCAUUCCUCCUAAAAAGGAAAAAGUGCGUUGUGAGAUAGCAGUACCCAUUUUAUACUAAAUGAAUGAUGUGGCAAAAUGAAAAGUCCUUUGCAAACUGUGACAAUCAUGGCUGUUAUUUUUUGGAACACCAGUUGUAUCCAGCAUCCUGUAUCUCAUGUCAGCAUCCCAACUCUUCUGUAAGGUACAAUUUAUUGUCUUAAACAGUAUGUAGAUAUGAUUUAUUCUUACGAAGGGCUUAUAAUAAAAUGAAAAGUUUUUAUUAUGUUUAAAUGUUAAACAGCCUAUACAAGUAUUUUUAAAAUAUAAUAUGUAAAACAGUCUUAAAAUAUUAAAAAUUGGAAAUAACAAAAUAUCAACAGUGUAUUUACGUUAUGAAAAGGGAGUGAUUCUCACCUUUCUACUCUGUAUAUUCCAGGUGAAAAC